This is a messenger RNA of [Torrubiella] hemipterigena, 1842 nucleotides long. Lineage: Eukaryota; Fungi; Ascomycota; Sordariomycetes; Hypocreales; Clavicipitaceae. The record is from the annotation of a GenBank genome assembly.
AUGUUGCCCAAGGCAGUCGUGCUCUCUUUCCUCCUCGCCUCCGUCGGAGCGCAGCAGCUGAAUGUCGUCGGUACUUGGCCAGAGAUGCUGGAUGGCCAGCCCAAUAAGGACUGGGUUCCCAUGCGGGAGAACAUCAACAAGCUCCAGACCGAAGCUGGACCAAAAUGGGAUCUCUACAUUCAGUCUAUCCAGGCUAUGUAUGAUGCCAACGAGGCUGAUCCUCUUUCUUUUUUCCGAACCGGAGCAAUCCAUGGUAGACCGAUUAUGGAAUGGGGCAACACAGGUGGGCCUGUGGAAGGCCAAGACCCCAAAUACUACUGUCCCCAUGGUGAAAUUCUCUUUCUCCCUUGGCACCGCCCGUACAUGGUUCUAUUUGAGCAAACCAUGAAUGCCCAUGCGCAACGAAUUGCUGCCACUUAUCCUGAAGAUGUUCGUGCGACAUACCAGAAAGCGGCGGAUUCACUUCGCAUGCCGUUUUGGGAUUGGGGAAGUGACUCUGCCGUUCCCCAAGCCAUGCUCCCUGCUACGCACAAGAUCAAGAUCUCCAAGGAUGGAAAACUGCAAGAAGCCGAUGUACCAAACCCUCUCAGCACCUAUGUGUUCCCUCAGAGUGUUGUCGAUCAAAAGUACGGGCGUUUCAACGCCAGCAACGGCCGAAUUGAGUACUGCCCAGCACCCAACAGAUUUCCAGAGACAGCCAACACCGCCAUCAAGCGAUCCAACUUUGGCAAGCAGGUCUACGACGUCUUUACGCGGGCCAAGGACUUUGAUAGUUUCGGAACGGUUGCGACUCGAGGCAGUAUCAACAUCGAAAGCGUGCACAACCGAGUGCACAGGGAGGGUGCUUGCGGCGGUCAGUUCUUUGGCGCCGACACGACCGCCAUGUCCAUGCUCUUCUGGUUGCAUCAUGCCAAUAUGGAUCGUUUGUGGGCGUAUUGGCAGCAUAUGAUGCCUGAAGAGGCCACUGUCAAGAACGACUUUCGAGAAAAAGGCCGGUUUGCUGCCCGUGCUGGAAGCCGUGGCUCCAAGGAUUCGCUGUUGCACCCGUUCCGCAAAGAAGACGGCACUAUGCAUACCCCCGAUAGUGUCAAGUCGAUUGAGGACUUUGGCUACACCUACGAGGGUCUCGAGUACUGGGAGAAGUCUCCGGAGCAGAUGAAGAAAGAGGCCACGGCCAUUAUCAACCGUCUAUACGGCCCGCCACAGAACCGUCGCAGAAGCGCACGUCCCAAGACCAGCUAUUACGCCAAGAUUCACGUCGAGGCGAGCGAAUUAGAGAGGCCCUGUGAUAUUGUCGUCACCAUGAAGGGCCAAGGCGCCGGUACGAUGGUUGUGAUGGAAUAUCCCUCUGAGGGUGAGCUGAAUGGUGGCUUUUCCAUUGACGAUGCCAUGAAGUCCAACAUGCGAAUGUUCUCCAUGCAGGCAGGUGUCGACAAGGAAAAGCUUUUCCAGCAGGGUGUCGACGUGUCCAUCAUUACGGCGAACGGUACCAGUCUCAACAUCAGCAGCAUCCCCAGUCUCAGUGUCGAGAUUGAAGAAGUACAUAUUACGCCUCCUACCGAUGUAACCGAGCUGCCCAAGGUACACAAUGGCCGUGUGUACAAGGAUAUUCAGGUUCAUGAUGACGAGAAUGCCGAGCUUGUCAAACCAGACGAGGCCUUUAUCGAGGAGCUCCUUGCUGAGGAAACGAUGGAAGGCGAAAACUUGGACCAGCCUGCUGUCGAGCAGCCUACUCCCGAGCCUAAACCUCUUCCAUCACCUAUCCCCGAGGCACAGCCUUCAUCUGUGACUAAGCCGUUGCUUGACAUGGCGCCCGAACAGCCCGCGCCUGUAACUCAAUAG